CCGCUCAAGCGCUGGGAUAUGUCUGCAAUCCGAUUAGAGGCGAGUGCAUCGCUGCGACACAUCUGCAGCUGCGCGAGUUCGUUGUGCGCCGGCCGUCGCCAGCGAUAGAUAGAUCAGAGCGCCCGCGACAACCCGCCGACUCCGGGGCAUAUGCAGAUCUGCACCCACCAUGGAGGCUUACAGCAAUGCGCACCUCGCGCAUACCCGCACAAGCCAUCUCACCAAGCUGUACAGCGAUGCGAAGAAGAGCGCGCUCACCAGCCUCGAGGUGCAGCCGAGCGUGACCCAGCACUUCACCUCGCUGCAUCGCAAGUUCCGCAUUCAGAAGGACCGGCUCAUCACCUGGGGCCUGGCCUGGAGCGACGAUGAGAAAGGGCCGGAGGGCAGCAUUGACGAGUCCGUGGCCAAAGCCGGCCUGACCGAAACUGUCGACAGCGUCCUGCGCAACAUCAAAGAAGUCACCGAGGAGGCCGAGCGCAUCAAGGCUGCCAGUGUGCCCGGCUUCAUCAACAAGGCCGGCGACAAACCCCUCCACCCGGAGCCCUUCGAUGAAGCCCGAUAUGAGGAUCUCCUCCGAGACUUGACCACAUCCAUCGACACUUUGUACGACCUGUCGCGAUCCCGCAAGGCGCUCGCUAGGGGCGAAUUGCCCACCUUCAGCGUCCCGACCGCCGACACCGGCAAAUUUGAUUCGCAACCCGCGGCGGGCAUCACCAAAUCUUCCUCAAUCCGAAAAAUACCCUUCCGACGGCCGAGCCACGCUUCUUUCGCCUCUGAGCUAACGCUUGUCAACCCUCCGCCGUUCAUCCGGCCCAACCUUUCACCAUAUGCCGGUCUACCGCCGCGAAUCGAUGUCCGUGCUUUGCGCCUGCCGGAAGAAGGGCCACCGCCGUAUGAGAGUCUCGGCGUGCCUUCCACGACUCGACUCAUCGGUCGCCUCAUCCGUGCAAAGGCUACCGAGUCUGUGCAGAAUGCGCUGGGCAGUACCGCCGCAGAGGUGCCGGUGCUGGUUGAGUAUGCCAAUUUCGACUCGACCUAUCGCGAAACGGGGGUGCCUCCUCCCCUACAGCGCUUGGAGAGCUUGGCCUCGUUGCUCGAGCCCAUGCGCGCCGAAUCACAGACAAAUCUAAGUCUGCUCGGCUUCUUCGAGGAUACGAACCAGUCUCGAAUCGGCCUGGUAUACGACCUGCCAUACUCGGUUCAAAACCGCAUGCAAGGCACCGUGGACAGUGCGGGGCAAGACUUGGUGCCGUUGAGCUUGCUCAAGCUCGUGCAAAAGGCGAACAAGGCGCAGACCACAAGCAUCGACAGCAUCGUUCCGUCUCUCGAAGAUCGAUUCUGCAUCGCCCUUCGCUUGACCGAACAGCUGCACGCCAUUCACAGUCGAGGCAUCGCUCACGGCAACAUCAACAGCAGUAGCGUCGUUUUCACCACCACGGAUAACGAGCCCGCUUUGAGUCGCCAGAAGCAACUGCGAUUGCCGCUAUGGGCGUCGUAUGAUCUGUUCUCGAAAUGCACGGUCGAGGGUGUGCGGCGGCCUGUCAAUCUCAAUCUCUACCGCCAUCCUGAAGACCACCCGCAAAAUCCCGGUCGCAGCAUGAGCGUCGACCUCAAGUUCGACAUGUACAGCUUGGCAGUCGUGCUUCUGGAGCUCGGUCUCUGGACGCCCCUUGGGGAUCUCUACAAGGCCAAGUACUCGCCGGCGGAUUUCAAGUUGCGACUCGACCGAUUAUGGAUCCCCAAAUUAGCGGCACGCUGCGGAUCGGUGUAUAUGCGCGCCGUCCAGGCUUGUGUGGCCGCGGCGGAUGACUUGGAUCUCAGCGGGAGCACUACGGUGAUUGAAAGCGCCUACGAAACCCUGACCCGCAACCUGCAGCGCUGCUGUACGCUUGACGAGAGUGCGUCUGCGGACCCGCUGACGCCUAUCGACGAAGACGUCGACACGAUUGCCCCUCCAUCGCAACCUGCGGCCAUCAAGCGCAAGCCGUUACCAGUCGAGCCCGCUCGUCCGAUACGCCAGCACUCCGAGCCCGGCGGUCUGCAUAGGACACAUUCCAUUUCUUCGGCAACCUCGAGUGUCUCGCGCCUCUCCUCUGUUCCCAAUUUCCCGGCUGAUGUUGCCAUCUAUGCCAACACCGCCCGAUCCAAUACUCAUCCUGCUCUGAGGCCGCAGUCGGACAGGGCAGAGUCGCCGCUCCCAGAGGGCAACGUCCAGCCCAGACGUACCGUGCAGCAGCAUUUUGUUCCGAAGCCAUCGUUCAAGGAGUACAAGCGGAAGAUUGUUUUGAUUCAGCAGAAAUGGAGAGAGCACCGGGCGCGGGCCGUCCAGUCCAAAGAGACUGCGCUUCUCCAGUCCAAGGAGGUCGAAUCAGCAGCAGCGCAAGAGAAGGCUAGGGAAGCGGAAGAGGAGGCCAUGGCAAACAAAGAGCAACGAGGAAGGGUGAAGCGGCAUGAAUUUCCCGAAGUUCAACUGCCCCCCGCCCUGGUGGACGAUUGGCACAGCGGGACAUCAGUCCGACUGGCGAAGCUGGUCGAGCGGGCGUUGAAGGGAUCACCCGAGUCCUCGUCGAUCUCGCUGACUGCCUACGGCGAGACCCUGGAGACGGCUCGCCCGACCUUCUUGAUCUGUUGCACUUCCACUGCAAAGGUCAAGCAUGUGUUGAAGCGGCACUUCAAAUUCGAUCCGGCCAUUUGCGAUGUGCGUGUGAAGAAGGAUGAGAUCAAGCGCUGUCGUCGACCGAGGAGGCGACAACGGACCGCGGAUGAAGCGUACAGGAGUAUGGCGGCGAGUGACGGUGGAUUCUAUGAAAAGGCCGCCAAUCCGGAUUACCAGGAGCGUCCCAUCUGUGGUGCUUCCAUCGGCGCCUUCAGGGAUGAAGAGCAUCUCCCGCCCGUCUCAUUCGGGGGAGUCGUGUUGGUUGACGGACAGGCAUACGGCAUGAGCGUCCAUCACAUGCUCGAAGCGGAUGACGAGUCCGAGACGGAAGACGAUCCUGACGACGGCAACAUCUCCGACGCCUCCAGCGUGCGUAGCUUCGAAUCCGUCUCCUCCGAACCCGAUGACGAAAGCACCGUGCGCCCCCCGUCUACCAUCCCAGACGUCCCCUCCAGCGGAGAAGGACACGAUGGCGACUCUGCCGGCAUCGUCCCUGGCGACAUCGAGGAGAUCGCCAUCACGCAACCGGCGCUUGACGAUGCCAUUGACCUCGACCUGCAUGUCGACGAAGACGACUCCGACUCCGACUCGGGCAUCGACGAAGACCACCUGCUCUCCUACAAACUCGGUCAGGUGCACGCCUCGUCGGGGCUCAAACGAACGCCCGCCUCGCUCGAAGCCGGCUUCAAGUCCAUCUCCCAAUCCCUCCCCCAGGAGAUCGACUGGGCCCUUUUCGAACUCAUCCCUCCCCGCUCCCACCCCUACAACAUUGUCAAGAACGGCAAGAAAUUCUGCACGGCCAAGUCGAGCACGCGGCGCAACACGCCGCACUCCUACCCCACCGCCAUCAAGCGCAGCUCCGACCUGGCAUGCGCCAAAGUGCACUGCCUCGGCCGCACGAGCGGGCUCGCCAGCGGCGUCGUCUCGUCGACCAUGGACCUCGUCAAGAUCCACGGGCGCAGCACCUUCUCCGCCUCGUGGACUGUGGCGGGCCAGUUUGGCGUUGGCGGCGACUCGGGCGCGUGGGUGAUUAGCAAUGACGAUGGGAAGGUGUGUGGGCAUGUGCUUGCUUCUCGCAAGGGCAGGACGUACAUCUGCCCGAUGGACCUGUUGCUGGAGGAUAUCCGCGUGACGCUCGGGGCGGAUCGCGUGGCGUUGCCGCCUGUGCCUGCUGGGUGGAGUCGGGAGGCGGCUGUUGGGAGGGGAGAGGCUUGGAGUCUGGCAGACAGGGUCGGUGGGAUGAGGAUUGCUGGGGGUCGUGGUGGUGGGAAUGAGGAGAUGGGCGGAGGCGUGCCUCUUUCGCCAGAGGCUUUGGGUGGUGGGAAGACUUCGGGCGGAAGUGGGAUGAUGCGAUCGCUGGGUGCCGUGGAGGCAGCCGGAUAGAAGACGUUGGCUACUCGAUCGUCUGAGCGGUGUAGUGAAAUCUAAUUUGACCGUUUAUUCUUG
This is a messenger RNA of Neohortaea acidophila, 4102 nucleotides long. RefSeq lists its product as uncharacterized. Lineage: Eukaryota; Fungi; Ascomycota; Dothideomycetes; Mycosphaerellales; Teratosphaeriaceae. Bases 170 to 4039 code for a protein of 1289 amino acids. The transcript has a single exon. The record is from RefSeq and is a predicted model, not a curated record.